This is a messenger RNA of Apis cerana (Asiatic honeybee), 462 nucleotides long. Its product is annotated as putative RNA-binding protein EIF1AD. Gene Ontology annotation, cellular component: nucleus. Gene Ontology annotation, molecular function: translation initiation factor activity; RNA binding. The record is from RefSeq and is a predicted model, not a curated record. Lineage: Eukaryota; Metazoa; Arthropoda; Insecta; Hymenoptera; Apidae. Gene Ontology annotation, biological process: translational initiation.
AUGUCCAAAGCAACCAAACGGAAAUAUGUUACCAAAGAAAUCGAAGAUUUGAGUAUUCCUACAGAAUUACAAUCAAUAGUUCAAAUUGUAAAGUCAUGCGGUAAUAAUCUUCAUGAAGUUAUUAAUCCAGCUGGAAUUCAAUAUCUCGUAUCUAUGCCAGUAAAAUUUAGGAAAAAUAUUUGGAUAAAACGAGGAGAUUUUGUAUUAGUAGAACCAAUUCCAGAAGGAGACAAAGUGAAAGCUGAAAUUGUUAAGAUAUUAACACGAGAACAUAAAAAAUGGUAUCGAGUACAGAACUGUUGGCCCCAAGAAUUUGACGAAAUUUCAAAUUCGAAGCAAAGAACAAUUAAGGAAGAUAGUGAUAACGAAGAAGAUGAUCUUUUUAUAAAUAAAAAUAGAUUAUUACAAAAUAAGAUAGAUAAUACCAGUAAUACAAGUUCUGAAGAAUCUGAUUCUUGUUAA